ACUUCCUGCAUGUGCCGACAAUAUGGCAGCGCCUAUAGCGAUUCACUUGGAGUUUGGAGGAGGAGCCGAGCUGCUGUUUGAUGGCCUGAAGAAACAUCAUGUGACUCUCCCAACCCAAACUGAACCUUGGGACGUGAAGCAGCUGCUGGUCUGGAUCCAACGGAACCUGCUGAAGGAGCGGCCUGAACUCUUUGUUCAAGGAGACUCUGUGAGACCUGGAAUUCUGGUGCUUAUCAAUGAUGCAGACUGGGAGCUAAUGGGGGAGCUGGAUUACCAACUGCAGGACCAAGACAACGUUGUGUUUAUUUCGACUCUGCAUGGAGGAUAGUAAAAUGCGUGUGGGAUGUACACAUGUCGUUGACAUUUCUCUAACUACCUUUCCUCCACAUCCUCCUCCCCCUCCCCGCCCCCCUGCACACACACACACACCCCAACAACACAUAACCCAGUGGGAAUCUGUGAACCUGCACCGUGACGACAGAGGUGAUGGAUGUCCGUUUCUAGGAAUUCAGAAGGAUACAGAGAAAAUGUGGAAGUGCAUGGUGAGACAGGGAUACGAGGAUCUGUUUUUGUUUAUUUGUUUAUUUGUUUUUGUCAUAUUAGACGGGCUGAAGGAGCGACCAUUUAAAGCUCCGGUCAGCUGACGGUCAGCUCACAGAUUGACCACCGCCUUUAUUUUUGAUCCCCUCAAAUCUUCCAUUAUGAAUAUGAAGGCAAAACAGCUUCAUUCUAACAUUAAAAUAACUUUACGGUCAAAAUGAAUGUUAAAGAUGACAUCACUCUGAAGUAAUUAACAUUUGAAAUAUUAAUAACACACAAUAAUGUGGUUGUAUGAUUAUUAUAUAAAAUAUGAAUCAUGUUUUUGUUAUUUUAUGGAUGUUGGCACACCAGAAACCACGUUAUGGAUGAUUCACAGGUAUAACAUUACAUUAAUUACUUUAAAAAGAAACACCUUGGCAUCUCAUUAUAUAUUUUCUUCUACCUAAAUUAUUAUUAUUAAAUAUUGUAUUGGGUUUAUAAAUUCAUCUGAUAAAAUUACAUUUAUUUUGGGGUGUUUUUGUAAUUUUUUUUUAUUUUACAUUUGAAAACAUGCAUUGUCU
This is a messenger RNA of Solea solea (common sole), 1100 nucleotides long. RefSeq names its product ubiquitin related modifier 1 (gene urm1). Gene Ontology annotation, cellular component: cytoplasm; nucleus. The transcript has 5 exons. Gene Ontology annotation, molecular function: protein tag activity. Lineage: Eukaryota; Metazoa; Chordata; Actinopteri; Pleuronectiformes; Soleidae. The record is from RefSeq and is a predicted model, not a curated record. Gene Ontology annotation, biological process: tRNA thio-modification; protein urmylation. Bases 23 to 328 code for a protein of 101 amino acids.